AUGGCACCGUCCAGCCAGUGCCUCUGCUCGCUCUGUGGUGCACUGGUGCCCACCACCUGCAAAGGUGGGUCGCUUAAUGCGGGUCUAGUGGCGUCCACAAGGGUUGCGGUUGGCCCAUAUGUCGCCGUGCCUGGUCGUGCCUGGCUCACCUGGCAGAGCGCGCCUUCCAUCUCUUCGUCCUCUCCCGGGCAGCUGUCGUCUGGUUCCAGCUUGGUGCAGUUUUGGUGCAGUUCUGGUGCAGUCUGGCGCAGAGGCGAUGCAGCAAGUGAGGUGCAUCGCCCGCAAUGCCCGCCGACAACCCACAGACACCGGCGUCAGAGUCCGUCAGACGCCAUCUCGUACCGUGGUCCCGUCCCGUCUCCAUGGCAAGCAGUUCAGUUAUGUCUCUGUGAGAAAGGCUCUGUCUGUCGUCUGGUCCCUUCUGCAAACCGAAAAGUCCCAGCGAACAGCGAUCAUGAUGGAGUGGAUCUCACCCACCACGCUCCCCUUCCUCGUGCUCCUAUUCGGGCUCCGACGGCCAAGGCUUUCCGGUCGACCCCGUCGUUUUCCCGAUACCCCCAGGUGACCCAGGGUUACCUUACCACUGGAAAGAACGGCACUCAUCCGACUGCCGCCAGGCCUGUUGGUGAGAUCCUCUCCUCUGUUCCUGAGCUAGACAGUACCGAAAGAAGCCCUAGAAGUUGA
This is a messenger RNA of Neurospora tetraspora, 684 nucleotides long. RefSeq lists its product as uncharacterized. The transcript has 3 exons. Lineage: Eukaryota; Fungi; Ascomycota; Sordariomycetes; Sordariales; Sordariaceae. The coding region runs from base 1 to 684 and encodes 227 amino acids. The record is from RefSeq and is a predicted model, not a curated record.